AGCAAAGCAAUAAAAAGAAACUAAACGGAAGAUUCAUGUUUAUUGUAUACCAACACAUACCCUAAAAUGACACGUGUUUGCGUUUUUUUGCUUUGUGUUGCAUUUUUUGCACUUAUUGAUGCGCGACCAAAGACAGCUCAAUUGAAGGACUCUAAAAAAAGUUCAGAACUUGUCAAGUUGAAUGAUCCUUCAUUGGGGCAAAAAAUUAUAAACAGGAUUAAAAAACCUUUUGAACAUGUGAUCAAUAGUUUAAAAAAUGGUAUUGCUCAAAAAAGGAAACAAAACCCCCAAGAAGAUGCUACUUGAAUGGUUAUUGUUCUUCUGGUAAAAAAGAAAUUACGCAAAAAAAUUAACGAAAUAAAAA
This is a messenger RNA of Hydra vulgaris (swiftwater hydra), 364 nucleotides long. The record is from RefSeq and is a predicted model, not a curated record. NCBI's taxonomy places the organism in Eukaryota, Metazoa, Cnidaria, Hydrozoa, Anthoathecata, Hydridae.